Molecule: messenger RNA, 1905 nt
Organism: Penicillium verhagenii
Lineage: Eukaryota; Fungi; Ascomycota; Eurotiomycetes; Eurotiales; Aspergillaceae
Product: nonhemolytic phospholipases C family protein
Exons: 8
Molecular function (GO): hydrolase activity, acting on ester bonds
Source: RefSeq, a predicted model, not a curated record
ACAAUUAUGCUAGCUUUCAAAGCUAUCUUGGCCCUGAUACUGGCCACUUCAAUUGCCAUCGCCGAUAGUCUAAGAGACAUUGAACAUGUGGUGAUUUUCAUGCAGGAGAACCGUUCCUGGGAUUGUUACUUUGGUACCAUGUCCGGUGUUCGCGGGUUCAAUGAUCCCAAUGUCCAGGCUAACGAUGACGGGAAGUCUGUCUGGCACCAGAAAGUCGAUCCUGAUAUGUCUUCCGAGGCAGACACCCUGCUACCGUGGUAUCUGGGAUAUCAAGGUGGACAAACUCUUGAUGGUAUUCAGUGCAUUUCAGCUGGUGACAAUAGCUACUUCGCUAACCAGGCUGCCUACCACUACGGUGAAAACAAUCACUGGGCCCGCAACAAUACUCCGUGGAGCUGGGCUUACUACAAGCGCCAGGAUAUUCCCGUCCAAUUUGCUAUAGCUGAGGGCUGGACCGCGGGUGAUAUGUACCAGGAAUCACAAAUUACUUCUACAAACCCAAACUGUGUGACCUUGGUUAGCGGCUCCAUCAAUGUUCCCGGAAGUCCCCAGCAAAAGGAUCAAGGUGGUGUUUAUAUCGACAACAGAGAAAUUCCAGGUUGCGAUAGCCAUGGCGCCAGUUGCUAUCCCCUUUCUUGGAAGACUAUCUAUGAGUUUUACGAGGAGGCAGGAGUCUCAUGGCAGGUUUACCAAGACUCGGAUAAUUUCGAUGACAACCCACUUGCGUGGUUCCGCCAAUUUCAAAACGCGGAUCCGUCUUCUUCUCUAUACCAGAAAGGUAUGGCCUUUUUGGGAUUAGGAGCCUUUUACGAGGCCGCAGUGACCGGUAAUCUACCAGCGGUGAGCUUCAUCGUUGGUCCACAGGAGCUAUCAGAGCACCCUCCUUGGAUGCCCAGCGACGGGGCUUGGCUGCAGAAGAAAGUUGUGGAUGCCGUUACCAGCAGCCCCAAGUACUCUUCGACUCUGUUAAUGAUCAGCUUUGAUGAAACCGGUGGUUUUGGCGACCAUGUUACACCAUUCCACGCCCCUCAAGGCACUCAAGGUGAAUGGAUGGAAGAUCCUUUCGGAAUUUUCGGUGAAGUCUUUUCUGGACCAGGUUUCCGUGUGCCUUUCGUGAUGGUCUCACCCUGGACUCGAGGCAACCGGGUCUUCACCGAGCGCUCAGAUCACAACUCUCAGAUCCUAUUUCUUGAGAAGUGGCUCACGGCUCGAGGAUACAAGAAUAUCCAGACAGAUCAAAUGGUGCACUGGCGCCGAGAGCACAUGUCCGACUUGGUCAAUGCUCUGGACCUUGAACAUCCUGACCUCUCCAUCCCUGAUAUUCCAGAUGCCGAGACCCCUCGUCGUAAUGAUAGGGGCGGCUAUGUUGGGACCGGCGAAUGCUUACACCGUCACAGCAAUCCCCGACCCCCUGUCCCGUAUGGCAAUCAAGACGAUGCGAACAACACCAUGUUCUUUGAAGAUGGCUUCAAGGAAGUUGUCGGCUACCUGACUGAGGGUCGUUGUCUCGUUUUCGAGAAGGAAGGUAAAGUCUUGACCAUUCCCAGCUCGGAGGAUGCGGAUCAGUAUAUCAGAAUGGACUACGAUGCCAAUGGCCACAAAGAAAAGGCCCAUCGUUGGGUAAUUCACUACCACAAUGGAGAAGAGAGCGGACUUUUUACAAUCUCCAGUGCCGUUGAUGGACAAUGGAUCUGUGGCGACGGUCACACUGCCGGUUCUGACAACCCUGGUACGGCGGAGCGGAUCCGAAUCACCUUCCUGGGAAAUGGCGAUGGGUACGAUCUCCAGUAUGCUCGUACUGGUCAGCACAUCACUACUGGUUAUGAUGGUAACCUGAUGCUGGCCGACUCCAAGUCGGUUCCAGAACGGGGCUUCAAGAUUUACAGCGUCACCUAUCACAAUUAG